Messenger RNA from Rosa rugosa (rugosa rose), 1803 nucleotides. RefSeq names its product mitogen-activated protein kinase kinase kinase 17-like. Gene Ontology annotation, molecular function: protein kinase activity; ATP binding. Bases 314 to 1381 code for a protein of 355 amino acids. NCBI's taxonomy places the organism in Eukaryota, Viridiplantae, Streptophyta, Magnoliopsida, Rosales, Rosaceae. Gene Ontology annotation, biological process: protein phosphorylation. The record is from RefSeq and is a predicted model, not a curated record. The transcript has 2 exons.
CCUGAUCAGUAUUUGCAAGAAGAGAAGAAGAAGAAGAUCAAAAGUUGUUAAAGAAGGGAUCAUUCCCUACAGGGCGGUUUUCCAUCUUCAGGGAAACCGCUCUACUCUUGUUCAUUCGUUUUCUUGAACCAACAACAAAAAUUUCGAUAUUCUACAAUUCAAACCGAAAUAGAACGAUUCAUUUUACUCGCAUGCAUUUAGAAUUAAUUAGAGAGAACACGUCCGCUAGUACCUGCAUAUUUUGAAUUGGGUUAUUUUGUGCCCAACCCAAGAUAUCAGUGUUUGUUUUUGAAAUAAAAAAGAAGAAGAAAUCAUGGGUAGAAUUGAUGAAUGCACAUCUCCUCUGCCUGGUGAAUGGAUGAAGGGCAAAUUGGUUGGAUCCGGUUCUUUUGGAAGUGUCCAUUUGGCCAUGAGCAAAUCCACAGGAGGACUUUUCGUUGUGAAGUCGUCGCAGUCUCGGGAUGGAGCGCUCGCUCUUGAGAAUGAGGCUAAGAUUCUCCACAGUUUGAAUUCCCCAUAUGUUGUUCGAUGUAUGGGGAUCGAAAAUGGUAAAGAGAAAUUGUGCAAUGUGUUUAUGGAGUACAUGGCAGGGGGUAGUUUAUCAGAUGUGGCUCAGAUAUUUGGCGGGGCUUUCGAUGAAGACGUGGUUCGUUUGUACUCGAGAGAGAUUCUUCAUGGUCUCAGGUAUCUACACGAAAAUGGGAUUGUGCAUUGUGAUCUCAAGUGCAAGAAUGUGCUCUUGAGCUCCUCCGGGAAUGUGAAGCUGGCAGACUUUGGUUGUGCUAAGAGGCUCAAGGACUCAAACACCAAGAAUGGGGGUAGCUCCACGCCUUCCACCACUGUUGGUGGAACUCCAUUGUGGAUGGCUCCUGAAGUUUUGAGGAAUGAAGGGCUGGAUUUUGCUUGUGACAUUUGGUCAUUGGGAUGCACCGUGAUUGAAAUGGCCACCGGAAGGCCUCCUUGGGCCGCUGAGAUAUCUGAUCCGAGAGCUGCUGUUUUGAAGAUUGCUUGCAGCAACGAGAGGCCUCAGUUUCCGAGACAGUUUUCAAGUGAGGGGUCGGAUUUCUUAGCGAAAUGCUUGGAGAGAGACCCGAAAAGGAGGUGGUCUGCUGAGCAACUACUUAACCAUCCCUUUGUCUCUGGAAAUCCAAUGAGAGUUUCAAGAAAGGGCGAGACAUGCUCACCGGCAAGUACUUUGGACGAUAUUGGAACUUACGAUGAGAGUUCUGAUUGUAGUUCUGAUCGUGGAAUGGAGAGCUGUGAGGGCAACGAGUUGACCAGCAGAAAUCCUUUCUCGAGGUGUUUUGAUGAAAGAAACAGAAGUACAGUAAGGCCUGAGUGUCACUUUGAGUCAUCUGAAAAUUGGAUCACUGUUAGAUAGAGUGAGAAAGAGCAGACGUGAUACUCUUUAGUCCAUACCACAGCACAGCACUUCGCAGAGCAGAAGGAAUUGUAAUGUUCAUAUUUUGUAGACGGUUGAUGAAGAUGGGCGGGUAUGUUUUCUUUCCAUUGUUGUACAGCUAAGCUAGCAAGUGGAAAGAGAUACGGGUCGACACUUCCCCCAUGGUAGUAUUCAUUUCAUUUGGUAUCUUGUACACUCGUAGAUUUGCAGCAUAAAUUCAGAUUAAUCUCAACCAGUCUCGUUGGACAGGCGUUUGGAAAUAGGUUCCAUUACAAAAUUAGACUAAGGAAGAACACAAAUGGAUGAUUGAUGUGGAUUUUUUGUAGGUUAUAUAAGAUUCAAUAUGUAAUAUAACUGGACUCAGUUUUUGAUAUAUAUAUAUUCUCCAGAACUUCUUGUCU